CAAUGGGCGGGAUGCAUGCAGGUGUUCAAUGAUGCGAUUGAAGCUUCGAGGGUCUCAUAUAGGAAAAUGAAUCCAUUUUGUGUUCCAUUUGCAACCACAAACAUGGGUUCUGCAAUGCUGGCAAUGGAUCUGGGUUGGAUGGGACCAAAUUAUUCAAUUUCAACUGCUUGUGCUACGAGCAACUUCUGUAUUCUGAAUGCUGCAAACCAUAUAAUUAGAGGGGAAGCAGAUGUGAUGCUUUGUGGUGGUUCGGAUGCAGUAAUUAUUCCCAUUGGUAGUUCGACUGGGCUGGGAGGAUUUGUUGCAUGCAGAGCGCUCUCACAAAGAAACAGCGAUCCAAGCAAAGCUUCUAGGCCCUGGGACAUUGAGCGUGAUGGAUUUGUUAUGGGAGAAGGGGCAGGUGUGCUGCUGUUAGAAGAGCUAGAGCAUGCUAAGCAAAGAGGAGCCAAUAUCUUGGCCGAGUUUCUUGGAGGAAGCUUCACUUGUGAUGCUUACCACAUGACUGAGCCACAUCCUGAGGGAACAGGAAUUGCUUUGUGCAUCGAGAAAGCAUUGUCACAAUCAGGAGUGGCCAGAGAGGAUGUCAAUUACAUAAAUGCUCAUGCAACCUCCACACCAGCUGGUGACCUCAAAGAGUAUCAGGCUCUCAUUCGUUGUUUUGGUCAGAAUCCUGAGUUGAGAGUGAACUCUACGAAGUCCAUGAUUGGUCACCUACUAGGAGCUGCUGGUGCAGUGGAAGCUGUUGCUGCUGUCCAGGCAAUUCGAAUGGGGUGGAUCCAUCCAAACAUUAAUCUGGAAAACCCAGAGAAGGAUGUGGAUAUGAAAGUUUUGGUGGGCUCAAAGAAGGAAAGAUUGGAUGUGAAGGUGGCACUGUCAAACUCCUUUGGCUUUGGUGGCCACAACUCAUCCAUUCUCUUUGCUCCUUACAAGUAGACGUUGCAAUAUAACUGCUGGCCUUCAAAUAUGGGACUGUGCCAUUGUCUGUUUCAUGAUCUCUUCAAUAUGAUGGCAUGUAGUCAUUUGCGUUGACGUACUUUCUCAAUGUUCAGAGGAUGGAAGUGUUGAGAAGAAACAAAUUUUGCGCUCUAUCCUUUUGUUCUGUAUAGAAACUUGUUCAUAUUUCCUGUUCUA
Messenger RNA from Asparagus officinalis (garden asparagus), 1131 nucleotides. RefSeq names its product 3-oxoacyl-[acyl-carrier-protein] synthase II, chloroplastic-like. Gene Ontology annotation, molecular function: 3-oxoacyl-[acyl-carrier-protein] synthase activity. Lineage: Eukaryota; Viridiplantae; Streptophyta; Magnoliopsida; Asparagales; Asparagaceae. The transcript has 11 exons. The coding region runs from base 16 to 933 and encodes 305 amino acids. Gene Ontology annotation, biological process: fatty acid biosynthetic process. The record is from RefSeq and is a predicted model, not a curated record.